CUGCAGGCCAUGAUCGUUUUAAUCUUUUUUGCUGGCCAGACUCACCCCUAGUCGCUCUUUUGCUUGGUGAAUACUGCUUCUUGUCUCCUUUUUUCCUACCCCAGAAGCUACUUCGUCGCCUUCUUCGAUUCUACAUCUUCUUUUUCAUCUUCUCGUCUGGAGGCCCGGCGCCGCUACUUCAAUGGAAUAUGGGGCCUGAUCAGCAUGCUCAACUGGAUGGCUUCAGUCUCUUUCUUCCUUUUCCCUAUCGUGUGGCGGUGAUCUUGGUGGCAGGAUUCUGGGGUUGGGGUGCCAAUCUUCAAUAUCUCCACAAGUUCAAUAUUAACCUCCCAAGGCUAAUCCGAUAUCCCGAUCGGUCUCCGAAUCAACGACCGCACCAUACCUCCGCAUACCAUUUAGCCACCCUCCUGUCGAUCCCUUUGUUGCUCUCCCUCCUCAUAUUUUGGCCGGUUACCCAUGGGUCUAGGGAAUGGGUCGAGUCGGUGGACUUCAUCCCGCAGUCAUACCUCUUCCUUUUCUUCGUCCUCUUGAUUCUCCCAUUCAACCGGCUCUCGCGCUCCGGACGACAUCGAUUUCUCGUCACACUUCGCCGGAUCAUUAUUGGUGGGCUGGCGGAAGCACAGGAUGGCAAAUUCGGAGAUAUUCUCCUCGCGGAUGCUCUAACCAGCUAUGCGAAGGUCCUCGCAGACCUUGCGAUAACAUUUUGCAUGUUCUUUACCCCGGAGGUAUCUAGCACAUCGAAGCCAACUCGAAAUUGCGGGUCGGAUUAUAUGGCCCCCCUAAUAAUCGCCAUUCCCAGUGCUAUUCGACUGAGGCAGUGUUUGAUCGAGUACUUGCGUGUGCGCCGAAGCGGGUUUAAGAAUGAUAAUAAGGGUGGUCAGCAUUUGGCCAACGCUUUGAAAUACGCAAGCGCAUUUCCGGUCAUCAUUCUCUCGGCUAAAUUAAGGAACUAUAGCCCAUUUCUCUUCUAUGACAUCAGUGAGGUGUUUCUCUCACGACUACUAUACUUCUUCUCCUUUCUUAACUCCUCCUACUCCUUGUACUGGGAUAUCACCAAGGAUUGGGACUUGACCCUAUUUACCGAAUCGCGAAAUGACAACGAAUACCCGUUUGGAUUACGACGCAACCGCUGUUUCACUGAUCGACAGUACUACCUCGCAAUUUCCAUCGACUUUGCCCUUCGCUUUUCUUGGGCUUCAAGAUUCGUGCCAGGACUCACCUGGCUUACCGACUCGGAAGUUGGGCUUUUCAUCCUUAUGUUCCUCGAGGUCGGCCGGCGAUGGAUGUGGACUUUUCUUCGAGUUGAGACCGAAUGGAUCCGGAACAAGCACGGACCAGCUCCUAACGACAUCCUUCUUGGAGAAAUCAACGGCAAGCUGGACGAAGAUUAAAGAAACAACAAAGCCGAAUCGCAAUCUUACAUAGAUGACAUGACCCUCUCGUAUUCACUUGUAGCCAGAACUCAUUCGCCACGCCAUGCUCUUUUUCUUGCCACUUUCUCACCUAAUUGGAGCAGAAUUAUCUUUUUCUUCUUCUUCUUCUUCUUUCUUGUGUUCCCCGUCUCUUAGGAAC
Molecule: messenger RNA, 1572 nt
Organism: Aspergillus ochraceoroseus IBT 24754
Lineage: Eukaryota; Fungi; Ascomycota; Eurotiomycetes; Eurotiales; Aspergillaceae
Product: EXS domain-containing protein
Exons: 5
Coding region: 189-1391 (400 amino acids)
Cellular component (GO): membrane; cytoplasm
Source: RefSeq, a predicted model, not a curated record